This is a messenger RNA of Drosophila rhopaloa, 1973 nucleotides long. Its product is annotated as stress response protein NST1. The record is from RefSeq and is a predicted model, not a curated record. The transcript has a single exon. NCBI's taxonomy places the organism in Eukaryota, Metazoa, Arthropoda, Insecta, Diptera, Drosophilidae. Bases 69 to 1802 code for a protein of 577 amino acids.
AGCUGACUUCAACUUUGCCACCACUGGCAAUAAUAUAAAAUAUUUCAGGAUUUGUUUAUGUUUAAACUAUGGGCGGCACUAAAUGUGUUUUUCGAGAUUGUCCGGUGGGUUCAAACCGUUAUCCUAGCAUGCACUUCUUCAAGUUCCCGGUUAAAGAUCCAAAGAGGUUGAAGGACUGGGUGAGAUAUUGUGGAAACUCUGAUGUUUCAAAUGCGCCAGUGGCCAAACUGGCAGGAAAAACUGUGUGUGCCCGGCAUUUUCGCGCCGAGUCCUUCAUGAACUACAAAAUGGACAGACUUAUUCCCAUGCAGACUCCUACUUUGCUGAGGAUUAACCGGGAUCUGGCCCUGGACUUGGAGAAUCUCGACCAGAACGGAGAGGCACUCCUCGUCAAGCUGAAGCCUCCAACGCAAACACAUCUCAUACCGCCCAAGGACUUCGAGUGUCCCUUGGGAUUCGUGGACGAUGAUGAGAAUCAUGCCCAGAACGUGGAGGUUACCAGGAAACAAACUGGAAUCGACUUGGAUCAGAGGAUUGAGCAGGACAUGAAUGAGAUGAUAGAAGACGAAGACGAAGACAAGGAACCACACGAAAAGCAAACUGCAAUCCCGUUGAAUAUAAAUGAGGAGGAGGAACAGCCACCGGUGGAGGAUGAUGCGGAGGAGGAACAGGAGCAGUGUUCUCUGUCCGAGGAGGAGAAUUCCACCCAGAAUCCCACAACUAGCAGUACUUCGGUUAUGCCUCAAAACAUUUUAAAUAUAAUUAAUCAAUUGCAGCCAUCAUUAGGUAUAAAAUUGAUAAAAAGGCCUGUGGAGAUUGAAACCAUAACUGAGAUUAACCUAGCUCUGGGUGAAAAUCAGCCAACAAAAGAGCAGACUGAAGAUUUGACCAAGAGACAGAUGACGCCAAAGGAGGAAGACAAGAAUAUUAAACUAAGAAGUAAAAUUCGGGAGGUAAUCAAUAAUCCAAAGGUUCCCGAGCAAUCCCAAAAAAAAAUUGUCCAAAUUAAGUAUGUGGAUAUGCCAAAGAACGAGGUUGGGAAACGUGAGAUGCAAAAGAAGGAAUUAGUUCGGACUGAAAAGCAAACUCCCAAGGAGCAGGCCAAGAAACGAAAGCUAUCUGAAGAGACACACAUGACAAAAAAUGUCACAAGAACUGGGAAUGAUUUGGAAGUUAAUCCGAACCAGCAUCGGCAGGAAAUAAUCAGAAGUAAAAGGAAGGUACCACAGAAACCCGCAGAUGCUAACCCCCACAACCCAAAUCCUAACCAAGAAAGGCAGCCUCACGAGCAGGUUUUGAAAACUGUAUCUCCAUGUUUCUCAAACCUGGACGAGAGUGUGGAAGUUAGUAGUGAAAGUGAGAAUGAAGCUGCACCAGUAAAAAAAUCCCCCUCCGAAGUUGAAAAGCUGAUUCAGGAUUACAACCAACUGAAAACCGAGUUUGACAAAAUGUCGGAGGAGAAUGCUAAACUAAAACGACUGCAGGCCGAACCGCCAAAAGCACCUCCUCCCAUUAAGCCCGCAACAAACUCCUUGACCAAACCCCAGCUUUAUAUUGCCAUAAAGAAGUACCUGGGACCCACGAUGGCCGCCCUACUUCGCAUGGAAAUGUUCGGGGGAUCCGAGGACCGCACCUGGAAGGAUGACGAGCGGGAAUUUGCCAUGGAGCUAGUGCAACUGGGCGAUGAGGUCUACAAGUACUGCUGCGACGAGUGGCGCUUCAGAUUGCCCUCGCUGCGAACUGCCCGCUCCUGGCUGGAGAAAAGACAAACAGAAGAUGUUGACGACUUUCUCGAUUUAUAACUGUUAUCUGCAGCUAGUGAUUUAAUUUAAUCAAUCAGGGAAUAAUAUUCUAGGUAACUUAAUUAAACUUACAUUUAUACUUUAUUUACAUUUAUUAUAGAAUAAUCCUUUAUUUGUUCGUAUCGGUUAAGACGUAAACAAAGCAAACCCAUUUUAAACUCAUUUAAAAAU